AUGACUUCAAAUGAUAAUGGUGGAGUUGAAGAAGAGAAAUCAAACGGAUGUAGAGUGAAACCUAUAGUCAAUCUUCACAUUGAAACCUCUCGCAGGGGACUUCUUAGGGAUGAAGGUUCUCAAACUCGGGGGGAUAGUACUGCUACAACUCCUACUCCUCUAAUCAAUAGAACCCCAAGUUUUCUUGUAUUUGGCAAUUUAGGUACUCCAACUGCAAAAUUCCAAAGAAUUGCCCAAGAAAGAGACGAUUUCUCACGCACAGUUCCCUCAAGUGCAAGUCAAGCAAUUCGUGAUCGCUUCACUCAAGUCUUCUCCAAGAAAAUUGACUGGAUUUCCCUCCAAAAAUUAGCCAAAGAAUGGAUAAGAAACCCCAUGAACAUGGUUCUCUUAAUCUGGAUCAUAGUUGUUGCUAUCUCAGGUGCAAUCCUCUUUCUUGUCAUGACAGGUAUGUUAAACCACGUCCUUCCAAGAAAGACCCAAAGAGACGCUUGGUUUGAAGUCAACAACCAAAUCUUAAAUGCCCUUUUUACCCUCAUGUGUCUUUACCAACAUCCCCACAGGCUUUACCACCUUGUACUCCUCAUAAGAUGGAAACCAGAAGACAUUUCAAAAUUAAGAAAAUUAUACUGCAAGGAUGGAACUUAUAAACCUCAUGAAUGGGCCCACAUGUUGGUUGUUGUCUUGUUACUUAACCUAAACUGUUUCGCACAAUACGCGUUAUGUGGUCUCAAUGUCGGGUACAGGAGAUCAGAAAGACCAGCAAUCGGAGUCGGAAUCACCAUUUCCGUAGCAAUCGGCGCUCCCGCAAUCGCUGGUGUGUAUUCCGUCGUGAGCCCCCUCGGAAAGGAAUACGAUUCCGCUCCUUCCGAUGAAGAAUCGCAACUUAAACCGGAAAGCAACCGAGGGAAGUCUUUCCAAAGAAGAUUCUCAUUCACCCCAAAAGACGAGAGCACAAUCGAAACUAUUUUUGUGUUUUUGGAUGGAAUAUGGAGCGACUUGGAUUUGGAAACAUCAAGAGAGGCAUUGGGGAUUACGGGGAUAUUUCUGUGUGUGUUUGGGUUGCUUUAUGGUGGGUUUUGGAGGAUUCAAAUGAGAAAAAGAUUCAAUCUGCCACCUUCUGAUUCCUGUUGUGGGAGACCUGCUGUUACUGAUUGUGCAUUGUGGCUAUUCUGUUGCUGGUGUACGCUUGCUCAGGAAGUCCGGACUGGAAACAUGUAUGACAUUAAAGAGGAUAAGUUUUAUAAGAAACCCGGGGAGGAGGUAGCCGUUCCGAUUCCGUUAUCAACUCUGCCACGAGAACAGGAAUCUGGAUUCCAUUCCGGUCCCAGUUCUCCACCACAGAAUAGCUCUGCCAGGCAGCCAUCAGAUUUGGAGGAUUCGCAUUCGAGAGGUAAAGAUGUAACUCUGGAACCACCGAUUCCAUCUUUAAUACAUAGAGAAGACAAUUGA
Lactuca virosa is the source of this 1449-nucleotide messenger RNA. The record is from the annotation of a GenBank genome assembly. NCBI's taxonomy places the organism in Eukaryota, Viridiplantae, Streptophyta, Magnoliopsida, Asterales, Asteraceae.